Durusdinium trenchii is the source of this 819-nucleotide messenger RNA. The record is from the annotation of a GenBank genome assembly. Lineage: Eukaryota; Dinophyceae; Suessiales; Symbiodiniaceae.
AUGAUGAAAUAUGGGUGAGGUGAAUCUCUAGAGAUGUGAACAAUCUCGACAGUUUGAGAUGUGAAAAAGAAACUUAACCUGACGCCCUCUGAUGCCGGCCAUCCUUUCUCGUUGUUUUGCUAUAUAAUUUCAUCGAGUCAACAUGCUGGUCUUGGUCCUAGCUGGACCUCCGAUAGUCGUUGGCAUCUUCGGGGAAUCCACGAGACAUCUAUUCCACCAUACCACAAAUGAAGGACGCGCACGCCGCCUCGCAUUUCGGUUCAGCUCUCGCUGGGUAGGGAACCCCAACAGCAGCGAGAUUCGGGCAAACCGAACCAGAACUAGACGGAAGCAUGUUCAGGCUUCCUCUAUUGCUUAUGGGACUCUUCGCCCUGCAGGAGUCCUUGGCCAUUGGUCCAGACCAGGAGGCAUGCGGUGAGGAGGAGAUUGAGGCUGUUGAGAUGGCAGAGGCGGAAGCCCUGAAGACAGAGCUGCUUCAGGUGAAAGUCUCCAGUGGUGCCACCUUUGAGGAGGAGGAAGCCUCCUUCAUCCAGGCGAAUGCACAGGCGUCUGUGGUGAUUGAUGACAUGGCGGACUUCCCCACAAUGUUCGUGCAGACCGAUAUGGAGUUGGCAGCUACUGACGCCGUCGUGUGAGUGAGCUACAAUUCUGAGACCGGAUGCGAGACGACCGGUGCAUUGUACAAAGGUGCUGGCAAAGCCAUGCUGAGGUACAGAUAUGUGUGCAAAAGGAAGAUGACACCAGCUGUAUUUUUAAUCAGACAACAUCAGAUAUUUUGUGUUCUUGGAUGUUUGUGAAAUUCUCAUGCAGGAAGGAGGC